AAGCGCGGCUUGCGAGGAACGGCAGGAGUUUUUUGUUGUUUGGAGGAAAAGGUUGCGGGAGGGCGCGGGACAACGGUGCUUGUACCUUGGCCCGCUGCAGUAACCAUUCCCUGCUCUGGUGGUGGCUUCACUGCAGAAGGGGUGGGCAAUCUGGUGCCCUUCACGGGUGUUGGAUUUUCAUCAGCGCCAGCUUGGUAUGGCCAGCAGUUGGGGAUGAUCAGUGAACUGUAGUCCCCAAACUGUCAGAGGGCACCAAGGUGGAAGGGACCCAGGGUCAUCUAGUCCAACCCCCUUUUGCAAUGCAGGAACCUUAACUGAAGAACCCAUUGCAGAUGGCUAUCCAACUUCUGCUUUAAAGUCUCCAACGAAGUUGGAACUUGUAAUGAAUCGGGGAACAGCCACAGCUCUGUGGUAGACCAUCCGCUUUGCAUGCCAAAAGUCCAUAGCUGUCAACAUUCCCUUUUUUUUGUGGGAAAUUCCCUUAUUCCAGCGCCGUUUCCCGCUGCUAUCCCGGAUUGUUAGAUAUCCCGUAGACUGUCCCCGGGACAGGUGAGGCUGCUGAUCCCUUAUUUUCGAGGCUGCUAAUCCCUUAUUUUCAAAUCUGAAAGUUGACAGCUAUGAGAAGGUCCCUCCAGGCAAGGCUGGGAAAAGACUCCUUCCUGACACGUGGGAGAAAGCUGCUGCCAGUCCGUGUAGACAGUUCUUAGCUUGAUGAGCCAAUUGUCUGGCUACCACUGAUAUAAAUAAGGCAGCUAGCUCCCUGUGUCCCUGCUGCCUGAAGGAAGAAAAGACUUAUCGCCUUUUCUACAUGGAACAUGUAAGCCCUGGACACUGGGGCACAAAACUGGUAUCGCCUCAAACUCUUGCCUUGUGGUCCGUUUGCCAGAAAGGCUGGCCAUUGCUAUUCUACAUUGCCAGGAGUGGAAAAAGGUGGAAAACUGAAACAAGUAGGCCCAUUCCUACUAGAAUUGGUCCAUGAAACUGCCAUUGAUUUUAUUCAAGUUAUUUAUAUUAAUAAGGUACCUCAUUCCACUCCUCUUUCCCUGCCCUGAUUCAGGAAGGAUUAGAAUUGGGGCUGGUGGUUAGAUGACCAGAUGCCUGCCUUUAAAGAUGUGGGGAAGGGGGAAGAUUUGUGAUGAGCAGCUUCAAGGCUUGGUAGGAGCUGUUGGAGCUGACUUGGAGCUUACAUUCACCUCCUAAAGUCAACGAGAUCUAAUGAAGUGUAGUGUUUUGAUUGUUAACACAGGCCAGCUUCAAAUCCUUAUUCAGCUGUCACCUUGGAUCGGUCACUAACCCACCUGACAAGGUUGUUGAGAAGAUAAGUGGUGGUAGAACCAUGCAUGCCAGCCUGGUAUAUUUGCAAGGGCUGCCGCUUGUCUUAUAAUUAACAAGUGGAACCUGAAGCAAAAUGUGGGGUGCUCCUGUUCAGAAUUCUUCCUAGCCUGUCUUGUCAUCUUCUAGGAUCCUCCAUUUCACCAUCACUCAAUUUCCUGUUCCCACCCUCUCAACAGUCAGCAUUCCUUGUUCCCUGAGCAUGCUCAGUCCUCAUUAGGCUCUUUGGGGUUCUACCCCCAUUAAAGUUUUUUGUACUUCUUAGGGUUCUCCCAAACCUGCAGAUAUUUCCCGUGUGUGUGUGUGUGUGUGUGUGUGUGUGAGAGAGAGAGAGAGAGAGAGAUACCGAUACCCUUUUGGACUAUGAAGUAUCCACAUGCAAAUGGUUUUCCUUUUAUGAGGAUAUAAAGUUAAAUUAAAUAAUUUAUUUGUUAAGUGUUAUCUAUCUCAGGAAGGAAUACAGCAAGGCAGAUGGUUAUGAACAUUCAUUUUCUACAGGGCAUAGAUUACGUGUCUUCUUCUUCUUCUUCUUCUUAACUGCUGUGAGCCAAAUAAUGACAAUGACCAUUUAUGCAAUUAUAGAUGAGAAUGUAAUAAUCUAUUGUGGGAAUACAGGAAGUAGCCUAGUCAAGAAUCUAGUAAGAAAAAAAGGAAGGGGAAAAGUUUCUGUGUUGCAAGGAGCUUGGAAGGGGAAAUGAGCCAACUGUUUGAGGAGUUCUAAAUGUUACUGGGUUUGUGCACUCCCAUGGAAAAAAACCUUUACUAGCCUUCACUGUAGACAUUGAGUAUCACUAACCAGUAGGCCUCCCAGUUCUGCAAGACACACUGGGCACUCUCCAGUCAAAAUUAAACAUUUUUAAGUCUUAAUGGUUUCAGUGAGUUAGAUCUAAGCACAUGUUGGAAUAUCCCAUUGAAAUCUAGAAAUAUUAUAUAUUGUAAUUAUAUUAGCUUUGGCUUAAUUUGCUUAAAAUGCUUCAACUCUUCCUUUCUGGCUCUGAGCAAUUUAUUUCUUAAUGCAGGUGAACCCCUACACAGACCAUUCUUUCGUAAUUAGGCUUCACAAUAUAAUAUAAAUUUAAUGAAUAAUAAAAAAUAAUAAUUAGGAAAUGCUUCUGAUUGCCUGUGAUAAUUAGUUACUUAAUGUAUUUUAGAUCACCCUUCAACUGAAGUUCCCUGGCAAGCAUGAAGUUUACAUUAACAUACAGAAUGAAAUAUCAAUAAAAACAUAAAACUACAAUAAUAUAAAAUUAGGCAGGGCAACACACAGCAACAGUUGUAUUAUAAGGCUCCAGUUCCUAAAACAGUUGUAUUAUGAACCCCUAAAGUCCAGGGAGAAUGGAUAUGUUUUGAAUUGAUAGCAAAAAAAGAUUUAUCCUCACUGAUACCUAUCUCCACUGGGAGAAAAUUCUACCUGUCUUGAAUGAGUGCAUCUGUCACAUGACAGUCAGGAUGUGUUCAGACAUUUAAUAAACUAACAUUAGAAUUCAUUGAUAGCCAUAAAUCUCCCUCCCUUUUGCAAAUAAUACUUUUCAGCUAAUGGGGUUGAGGGGCCAAAACUGUGUAAAGAAGCUUGCAUCUGGAGAAAGACGGAGAGAGAGAAGGCAAGUGAGCUGUGAUUUAUUUUACUUAAAGGGAUUCCCUUUGGAAUGCAGUUGCUGUCUUUGGAGAAAGGAUGACGAGUUGUCUGCUUUUAGGAGCCUGCUUGCUUCCAGUUGGUUUUGUUUGUAUAUCUGCAAAUAUACAGCUAUUAUAUAAUAAAUGCCCAGUAUUCAUUCUCUCUCUCAUCCAACUAAUCUGAAUUCUCCAAUGUAACCCUGCCCCCGGAUGUCUCACCUUUUAUGGAAGUUGAGGGUACUUAGCAUUGGUGCCAACAGUGGAAAGGAGAAGAAAGUAAGACGAUAUCUGUGGGAUCAGGCUGGAGACCCACCAUCAUCCAGCAUCCUGUUUUAAGAGUGGCUAAUCAGAUGUCUGUAUGAAAUCUGAAAGCAGAACCCAAGGGCAACAACAAACCCCCUCCCCAUUUGAUUCCCAGCCACUGGUAUUGAGAGGCAUACCACCUCCAGUGAUGAAGGUAGAACAUAGCCAUUGUUGCUGGUAACUACGGAUAGUCUUAUCCACUAUAUAAGAUCUCUUUCCUUGGGUGAGUGAAUCCAGGUGCAGCAAACAACAGUACUCAAAAGAGAAAUCAUAUUCCAGCAACGCCCAAGAGCUUCAGCGGGAAUUAGAAUGAUCACAGUGUUAGUUCAAGGGAAGCCCAAAGGAGGGUCAUUGUAAAGUAAGAUGAGAUCCUUCCUGAGGAACCUUCUGCAAGGGAUUAAAACUGACCCAGAAUCCCAGCUACAAUUGGGGUUGGUAAAGAAUCAUUGUGGAUGGACACCUGGCUAUCUUGGACUCUAAAGUCUUUCAGUUAGUAUCUGGAAUCAAAAGGCUUUGGCUAACCCAAAAACAGACAGUAAAAAGAUAUCAGGAAAAUAAACUGCAAGUAGUAACAGUCAACACUGAAAGUGGGUAACUUAGGGUGGGACCAGCUGCAAUCUGGUGAGGGAAAACCUCUUACUAUGCAAACUGAUGCAUUCAGAAGACAGUCUCCAUGUGUUCAGGGGAGCUUACUACCAGACCCAGUGCAGGGUUACAGACUUAUAGACUGUUUUAUCCUGUGUUCACAUUGUAAAAACCUUCAUAGGAGGAAGCCAGCCAUUGCAGUUUGUUUAGCCUGGAGAUGCAGCUUUUUCGGAGGUAUGCAAAAUAGAGGUAUAGAAUUGGAGACACUCUUGUUGACUGUGCACUAGCUGCAUUUCAGGACUAGCCCAGGUAGUACUGGAGAACAUAUUCCCCAGACAAGAGACAAACGUAUUGGGGACAGCCAGUACUAUAUAAUAUGGAAUAGUGGGUCACUUGGUGAGGCUCAGUUCAGAAGUCAUGGGAGAAUACUGUUGUAAUGGAGCAUUUAGUUGAUCUGAAAAGGAAACAGCUCCCUGGGAGUGAACAACAUCUGGAAAAUGAGGGAAGCAUUACCUUGCGAAAAUGAGCCUCGGUUAGAAGGAAAUGGGAGAGCCUCAUAAUCAGAAUGGAAACUGCAACUCUAUUACUACCUAACUGUGACUAAAUCACAUUGAUAACCAAGUUUUAAAAUAGCUUCAAGCCAGUCAUCUUGAUUUAGGAACACACGUGAUCCAAGUUCCUCCUUUUCUACAUCCUCAGGAUGAUACAGGGAACUGGCAGUAUUCAAGUGCACUAACAAUGCCCUUGCCCACAUCCUAAAUAAAUAGUACAGUGGUACCUCGGGUUACAUAAGCUUCAGGUUACAUACGCUUCAGGUUACAGACUCCACUAACCCAGAAAUAGUGCUUCAGGUUAAGAACUUUGCUUCAGGAUGAGAACAGAAAUCGUGCUCCGGCAGCGCGGCGGCAGCAGGAGGCCCCAUUAGCUAAAGUGGUGCUUCAGGUUAAGAACACUUUCAGGUUAAGUACAGGCCUCCAGAACGAAUUAAGUACUUAACCCGAGGUACCACUGUAUUCACUGCCAGGAUGAGUUUUUGCUGCAUAACGUGGAGCCCAAAUCUUUCCACCUACAUAAGCAAAAGUCUUGCUGUACUGUUCGAAUACCAUUUUGUGCCUUCAUCUAUUCUGCUGCCCCCUCCACUCUGCACCAGUCAUGCUUGCUAUUUCCCCCUGCUUCAUGGUAGGCAGUGGAGCCUGGUCCUUUUAGGGCAGAUAGGGCACUGCCCUGUCCCCCUCAACCUGCCUUCUUACUUGCAAGCUGUCCAAGAGGUGGUUCUGCAUGCCACCUUCCUCCUCCUUCGUCUCAGUGCUGCCUUCAUAGAACCCAACAGGGAGGAGGAGGAGGGGAAAGCUAGAACUCAUUGGCUCUGGCUCCAACUACUGUUGGGCUCCAUGCCUUCCAUCCUAACCAACCCCAGUGAGCACCAACCACAAUUAGUGGAAGGGCUGCCACUGGUAGUACUCCAGCAGAAACAUUCCAAGUAAACUCAUUCUCCAUUUGCUGAUUCUUGUGUAACAAAAAACAACAGCAUCUACAUGCAAGAGGGAACUAUUCACAGGCUUACUACGGGAGUCAUAAGAUUUGCAGCAGGCCUUUUUUCUUUUUGGAAGGAGGAACCCCACCCCCGCACCCCAACCAAACAGCCCAGACUGAGCAUACUCAGUGGGCAUUGAAUUGACUGUUGAGAGGAAGAAAAUGGAAAAGGGAGCAGGGAAUGGAGUUUCCUGGAAAAGGAUUAGAAACCUGAAAGGGAGCAUUGUAUGCAGCAACAUUUUAUUGCAGAUCCCACCUGCAAAGACGAUAGACAAAUCCCACUCUCUUUCCCUGUCACAAUAAUCCUUCCAGUCACAGCAUAUACAAGCAACACACCCCAGCAGCAAUUCCCACUUUGCAUAUAAGAAGCACAUUGUACUGAGAAGAGUGAAGUGUAACUAUUGUUUCAGUAGUCUUCUGUAUUCUGCACAGGGCAAAGACAAAAGAACUGGGCGCAAAUCUAAUAUCAGAAACAGCAAUGUUCAGAAACCGGUGGAAGAAUAUGACUUCAAAGAGAGUCUCCAGCAUGUAAAGGCUGAAUUCAUCGAGAAGUACAGUUCUGUCAUCUGUGACCUACAUCAGGAAAACAAGUUUUUAUUCUACUACAGGUAUUAAUUGGCUAGUUAGAAUGCAUGAACAUCCACACUGCUUUGUGACUGACCACUGUCUUUAUUUCGCAAAAAGAUAAGCUUUAAUUUUAGUCAAAACUUUGUGCAGAAACCUGUGGACAAUUCAGUAUAAACUUGUCUAUGGGCCCCUCCAGACAUCCUUUUCGUUGCACAUUCGUAAUGCUUUGUGCUCAUGAUGCUAUUGGGUCAGUCAUAAGCAAUUCUGUUUUCAGUACUGUUUGUGCUUGCAAGAGUUUUGGGCCAGUCACACUGCUUCGUUUCCAAUCAGUGCAUAUCCUGUAACCUGCUGAAAUCUGGUAACUUUUUAUACACGUGCUUUAUUUUAGUUCUGUUUUGUUGUGUAGCCCUUGGCAAUAAUGUAGUAAAAAUAACAUAUAGUAUUCCUCAAUAAUGAGGAAGCAUCACAGAACAAACUGAAGCAGAACGUGUUCACAACUAAUGCAUGAUUAGUGUGCCAAAAACAUGUUGCAGAAUAUACCCACAAAAAAGCACCCGUGUGGACAGGCCCUGUCAUAAUCUGCAGUUCUUGCAGUUCAUAUUACUCUGACCUCACUGCUUAUUCUCUCUCUCUCCGCUGACUUAGCAUUCCUUGCAUCUGACAAAUUAGACCUACGUAGUUCACUAAAGCUUCUGUCACAAUAGAUCUAUUGGUGCUCAAGGUGCCACACAAGACCCUUUGACGUAUUUGCUGGAACAAACUAGGCACAGCUACCCCUCUGAAAACAGGAACUGCAGACAUUGAGAAAUAAAAGAUUCUACAUCUGAAUCCACUGAAGUUGGAAGUGGCUGAGUAAACUACCAAGGUUUUCGGUCACUGAGUUUGUACACAGUUCACAGCCCCAUAGAAAACAUACAUGCGGACCCAGUAACAGAGAGAAAUGAGAUUUUAGACAUUUGUGGCAAAGAACAAAAAUGAAGGAAUGUAAAGAAAUCUGCAGAUAUGAAAUAGAACUAACUCCCCCUUUUUCUUGCUGAACUAUGUUUAAGAACAAGUUCAGCUAAGUCAUCUGAUUCAGGUUAUAUUUUUAAACUAGGUCUAGAAGUUGGAAAGAUGUGCAGAUGCUCCAAAAGUUGGAUUUAUUAAGGAAAAGCUUGGAACUAAAGAUCAAUAAAAAUAAGGAAAAAGGCAAGCAAGAAAAGAUGAAAUAUGAAGUUGUCCUCCAAGCUCUGGUGCUUAAGUAAAAAUCUAAUAAGCAAGUCUUCCAUUAUAGUAAUGAAUUAUCAGAUGGGAUAUUUAUUAAUAACUUAUUAUGAAGAAGAUUGUGCAUAAACCAUAUGUAUAGAAAUGUUAACAAACAUUUCCCUUACUAACUGUAUGUUUUUCAAAUAUGCAAUUUCAUUGUGUAAUUUAUAUUUAGUUAUUAGUAGUUUGAUGCAUUUUUCUAAAAACAAACAUCCAUUUAUAUCAGAAGUGGCUGUACAUUGGGUUUUUACAGGAACAUUCAAUUGGCUACAGUGGAACUUCGGGUUGUGAACGUGAUCUGUGCGGGAGGCACGUUCACAACCCGCAACAUUCGCAACCUGCAGCGCCACGUCUGCGCAUGCGUGGGUCACAAUUCGUUGCUUCUGUGCAUGCGCAAAGUGUGAUUUAGCACUUCUGUGCAUGCGCGAGCGCCAAAACCCGUUCCGGUACUUCCGGGUUUGGCAUGGUACGCAACCCGAAAUCGCGUAACCUAAAGCGUCUGUAACCCGAGGUACCACUGUAUUUACAUAGCAACUUGGGAGGUGGGGAGGGGAGAGAGGCGAUAACUUCACUAAAAUGCUACAAUGGCACAUUUAACACAGUAGAUAUACUUUGGACCUUUAUGUGUCCAUAUUGAAUACCCACAGUUAAGAACUACAGUGGUACCUUGGUUCUCAAAUGCCUUGGUACUCAAAUGCCAAAACCCGGAAGUACUGUAAGUAUUCUGGUUUUUGAAUGAUUUUCAGAAGCCGAAUAUCCGAUGCGGCUGUCGGCUAUUGUUUCCAAGACACCUGCACGAAUCAGAAGCUGCGCCUUGGUUUUUGAACAGUUUGGAAGUCAAGUUUGGUGCUUUUGUUUUUGCUAUUUAUUUUGCAUUUUUGUUUUUGAGGCUUUUUCGGUUAAUUUGUUUUUGUGACUGUGUGGAACCCAGUUCAGCUACUGAUUGAUUGAUUGAUUGAUUGUGUGACUCUGGAAAUGGAUAAAAGCCCCCCAUCCAAACAAUGACUAUCAUCAGUGCAGGUAAGAAUUUUUUUAUUUUUAUUUUUUUAUCAUCUACAAUACUGUCUCAUUUAUUUUAUAGUACAGUACAUUGAUUAUUGCUUUUAUUUUAUGGAUUAAUGGUCUUGUUACAUAGUAAAAUUCAUGUCAAAUUCCUAUUUUAGGGGUUGUUUUUAGUCUGGAACGGAUUAAUUCAUUUUGCAUUGCUUUCUAUGGGAAAGCGCACCUUGGUUUUGGAAUGCUUUGGUUUUGGAAUGGACAGAACGGAUUAAGUUUGAGAACCAAGGUACCACUGUACUACACACUGGGCUUUCAGGUCCAGCUUCUUGUAGAGCAGAGCAAUGAACUAAGUUCACUUUCGUUAUUGUCUGGUUCCCAUUUCCAUGGACUUACGAAAUUACUCAAGUAGCAACCGUCACUUGGAGAAUAUGAGUUUUGUUUGGCUUGUUGCCUAAUACUCCUUUGCAUUAAAAAAUAAUAAUCAUAUCCUCUUUGGGGUAUGUUGUCACUGGAGGUUAGAUCACAUAUUUUUCCAUGAGGGUUGCAUUCUGUACUAGAAGAAAAGGGGAACAGGAUAGCUCACUAGACAGUUAGUACUCAGAGGAUCUUUGAAGAAGGUAGAGACUAAGGAAUCCUCUGCCUCCAGUUUUGCUUCUGUUUACAUUACUGAUUUUACAGAGCAUGUAAUUCUUGCCUUCCUGCAAAGGUAUGUUGUGUACUUUUAUCACUAUUUAUUCUAUUAUUUUUUUUUUAAAAAAACCAAACAUUUCUUGUACUUACGGUGCAACACUUCUGUUCAGAAGAAUGUCCCAAUUUUUCCAGUGGAUUUUACUCUCUGGCCAUUUGAUUUAGUUUUGUAAUUUCAUCUGCUAAACUGUGUUUAUGUUUGUACUUUUGUACACAAAUUGCAGUGGCAAAUGGCUGAUGCAUAUGUGUGUGUGCAUGCUUUUUCGUGACAAGUGUGUUUAGGACAGCGGCUUUCAACAUCUCAAGGUUGCAAUUCUAUGCUCAUUUCUAAUUUUGAGCAUAAGUGCUGCUUCAUUAUUUUUAAUAAUCAGUUACACAUAUUCAUUUGUAGAUGUGUAACUGUAUCGCAGGAAUAUGAAUUGGUUUGAUUUGCAGCUAAGAUUCAGUUUGGAGCUAAGAUUGCUGCUUCUUAUGUUCAUCAAUGAGAAUCUUUUUUUUUUGGCUUUGUAUGCAUAUUUUAAAAUGUAUACAUGCUUUUAAAGAAUCCUGUGAACUGUAGUUUGUUAUGUGUGCUAAGAGAUGUUGGGAGACCCCUAGUCCCCUCACUGAGCUACAAUUCCCAGAGUUCCCUAGCAGUGGGAUUGAUAGUUAACCCUCUCUGGUAAUUGUCGCUCUGUGUGGAGAACAGUUGUGCUUUAACAAACUCCCAGUUCCCUUAACAAACCAAAGUUCCCAGGAUUCUUUGGGGGGAAGCCAUGACUGUUUAAUGUGGCAAGAUACUGAUUUAAAUGUAUAGUGUAGAUGGGGCUUAAAAGUAUUUUGAUUUAUGGAUGAGAAACUGGGCAGAAUCUGAUGUUUCAUUUAUUUAUUUAGUUGCUUAUAUUUUAAUAUGCCACCUUCCAUUCAUUUAACAAGGAUGUGAGAAGCCCAAGUUCAGGUCCUGCCAUGGCCCACAGUGUGGUUUGGGCAAACUGAAUAUUUCUGGCCUCACUUUCCGCAGCUGAUUUCUUUUUAAGGGAACUAUUGUGACUUACCGUAUUUUUCGCUCUAUAACACGCACUCGACCAUAACACGCAUGUAGUUGUAGUUUUUAGAGGAGGAAAAUCUGUAGGCAUGCCAUCUGUAGGCAUUCCCUCCAUAACACGCACAGACAUUUCCCCUUACUUUUUAGGAGGAAAAAAGUGAGUGUUAUGGUGCAAAAAAUACGGUACCUUGCAGGGCUGUGGUAAAGGUGAAUAAGACAAGACAGCAGAUGUGAUAUUUGCACUGAUGAUUUCCCCCUAGUUUGCGUCACUGUUUUUAAGGUUUACACUUGACCAACAGUAGCUGGGUAUAAAGGCGGCAAUCCUUUAUCUACUUUAAUGGGAGUAAGCCCAUUGAACUCAGUGGGACUUACUUCUGAGUGCAAAUGUAUAGGGUCACACUGUAAACUAUUGUAAGAUCCAGUUGAAGUCUACUGCUGUUUCCCUUGGGGUGUUAAGAAGAUCCCAGGGAAAAUUCUGGAGGGUAUCUGUCAAUUGUCCUGGGCAGACAGAGUUGGGGAAAAGCAAUGUUCUCCAACCUGGCAUCCUGUCCCAAAGUUUUUGGACAGCAGCUAUUGUCAGCCCCAUCCAGCAUGGCCCAUGCUUAGCUUAGAGGUAAUGUGAGUCAGAGCCCAACAGCAUUUAGGAAGCAAGUGAGUUAGGGAAAGCUUCUGUAGAGCAUUUUGCUGCUUGAGUUCAACUGCGUGCUGCAGGACUGGGGAAAAUGUUUGUUUAUUUUAUAUUCUUUAUUGAAAAAUAAAAAGUACAUAAUCACAAAUACAGAGAGUAAGAUAAGACACAAAGAAGAAGAAGAAAUAGUACCCAUGUAAAAAACAAAACAAAACAGAAAAAGAAAGAAAUUGUAUACAUUACAAAAAGAAAAAAAAUGUUAUUGUAGUUAACCAGACCUGAACCUAAUAUGGUAUUUAUACAAAUGAAUUCUAAGUAUCAUUAAAUUUGUCCAUGGCAAGUCUAUGUUUGUUUGCAACUUGUUCAUGUAUAGUGAGUUUGCACAUACCUUUAAUCCAAUCGUGGAAAAGAACCACAUUUUAGUUUUUUUCCAGUUCACCAAUACCUGUCUUUUUGCUGCAGUAAGGGUGCAGAGAGUCCAUUCAUAUUGUCCCUUUGUUAGAUUCCAUGUAUUGGGUAUAUAAUUCAAAAGGAUAUUUUCCUAUGCAAAUUUCAGAUUUUUCUGUACAGUCGUGUUGAUUGUCUCUAUUACCUUCCACCAAAAUUUUAUCAAUAUAGGGCAUUGUACAAACAUAUGUUUUAGAGAAGCAUUAUCCCUGUUACAUCUCCUGGAGCUAUAUGCCUUAGAUAGUCCUUUCAUAAACAAGUGUAAUGGAGUCAAGCCCAGUAAGUUCUAACUGUUAUUUUUUGUUGUAUGAGCCUUAAUUUCCAAAAUGACUUCAUCUGCCCCUCACUUUUUUUUAAAGGAAUAUUAUCUACGAUACGAAUUUGACAGCCUACCUCAAUUCACAGCCAGAAUGCUAGCAGAAAGCAUACUCAUCAACUUUGCCUACCAAGAGGAAUGGCCAGACAAGACCCACCAAUCCCAGACACUAAGAGAAGUUGGAGAAGACCCCUGGCAAAAGCAGUUUAAAGAUACAGAUGCAAAUGGAGACUUUUGUACAGAAUCCAAGAAGCAGUCUGCAGAGAAGGUGGCACUGAUGUGCUGCGACAAGGAAAGAGGCCAAGAAGUUCCCCAGCAGAAUUUUCUACAAAAGCCACCUGCGAGAAGAUGCAACAAUAUCCCCCAGUCAACUCCUCAGUGCAUACCAAGACAAGAGCAACACUGUGAAAACGAGCUGGAUUUGUAUAGAUCUUGGUCGGGUCAAAGCCUUUACCAGAACUAUCCUGAUCUGCAUAUCGGAGGAGAUCACAUAGCUGACCAUACGUGUGAUUCAGGUUGCAUCAUGGACCAGACCUAUGAUGGAUUGUCUGCUGGCCCUGUUUUGUUCUCAAAAGAUAUCCCCUUAGGACAUUCGCCUCUAAAUGAACCUGUGCUGAAAUCCAAGUCUGUCAAGUUCUGGCAUGGAGAAGAGGUUGGGGAGAAAAGCAUGACUUUCCACAAGCAGCCUCUUUCAAACUCCAUACUCAACAACUACAUGGAGGCAGAAGUCCAGGAACUCUAUAAGCAGUUUUUGGAAGAAAAGCUGACCAGGUGCAGUUCCUUAACUCACUUCCUGACAUCGAAUAUGCUGGUGAAUAACAUCAGUGAGGUGAACCUCCAGCUGCCUCAUGAAAAACAUGGUGAAGCAUCCAAAGCAACACAAACUCUUUUCCAUUCCUUAGCUUGGCUUGGUUUGCAAAACACUGGCAGUGGAAACAGCAGUGAAUUUAGCACUCCAAAUUUACAAAUCUCAACACCACAUAGCAGAAGGAAGCCCUCUGUGAUGUAGUAUGCAUCAUGACAGAAAUACACGGUAGAACUGUUGAUUUGUAAAGACUGUUUGGUUUAAACAAAUUAGCCUUUAAGGUAGCAGAGGGCUCUUGCAACAAAACCAGCAACAGGCUGACAAUCACUGCCUGUUCGGUGCUGAAUCUCCAGCCAUUGUACCCUGGCCAUAGAAGAUGAGCUUGUGAUACAAGCAGAAACUAGUUACACUACUGGAGUUUUCAAACAAAACCUCUGCAUAGCCUAUUAAUGGUUGAUUGUGAGCUGCUAUGGAAUUUCAGUGCUAUUAAACAUCUGUUUUAUACCAUUUAUUGUUAUCCAACUGAGAUUUCUUAUAAAAC
Podarcis lilfordi (Lilford's wall lizard) is the source of this 12626-nucleotide messenger RNA. NCBI's taxonomy places the organism in Eukaryota, Metazoa, Chordata, Lepidosauria, Squamata, Lacertidae. The record is from the annotation of a GenBank genome assembly.